This is a messenger RNA of Verticillium alfalfae VaMs.102, 1857 nucleotides long. RefSeq names its product fatty acid transporter protein. The coding region runs from base 1 to 1857 and encodes 618 amino acids. Gene Ontology annotation, molecular function: long-chain fatty acid transmembrane transporter activity; long-chain fatty acid-CoA ligase activity. Lineage: Eukaryota; Fungi; Ascomycota; Sordariomycetes; Glomerellales; Plectosphaerellaceae. The transcript has 4 exons. The record is from RefSeq and is a predicted model, not a curated record.
AUGCCUGUCCCUCUCGCUGUCGCCCUGCCAGCCGCCGCUGCAGGCGCUGCGUACCUGAAUGCGCGCAUGUCUCUGUGGUACGAUGUUCACCUCGUACAAUGCGCCCUUCCAGCGACCUUGUCUGCCUUGUGGCGUGAGCGGACUGACCGUCUGAGUCCCUUCUACGUCCUCGAACGCCAUGCCCAGAACAAGUCCUCCGCGGACCGUACCUUUAUUAUUUUCGAGGGCAAGUCAUGGACAUAUGCUCAAGUAUAUGAAAACGUUCUUCGCUAUGGUGCCUGGCUGCGGGAGCGCCAUGGUGUCAAGCCUAAAGACAUCGUCGCUGUAGACUUCCAAAACUCCGAUGUCUUCAUCUUCAUCUGGUUCGGUCUCUGGUCAAUCGGAGCGAAGCUUGCCUUCAUGGAACUACAACCUUACCGGGAGUGCACUGGGCUCAUUGCAUCAAGACUGCCACGACCGAACUCGAAAGCUGUCACAUUCGUGGAGUUCGACCCAACCACACUCGCAGAGAUUGCUGCGACCGGACCUAAGAGGUAUCCUGACGCCGAUCGAUCCGAGGACAAGUACCAAAAUAUCGCCAUUCUCAUUUUCACUUCCGGCACCACCGGAAUGCCCAAGCCUGCCAUUGUUUCCUGGGCCAAGUGUAUCGUGGGCGGCGUUUUCACAUCCCGGUUCAUCAGCAACAGCACUAAUGAUGUCUUCUACACGUCCAUGCCGCUGUACCACAGCUCGGCUGCCAUCCUCGGCUUUGGCAACACUCUAGAGGUCGGUGGCACGAUUGCCAUUGGGCGUAAGUUUUCGACCAAGACUUUCUGGUCAGAUGUACGCACAUCGGGCGCCACCAUCAUUCAGUAUGUCGGCGAGACGUGCCGCUAUCUCCUCGCCGCUCCACCACAACUCGACCCCACGACAGGCGAGAACCUCGACAAGAAACACAAGGUCCGAGCAGCAUUUGGAAACGGCCUGCGGCCCGACGUAUGGAGUCGCUUCCGUGAUCGCUUUGGUGUCGACACGAUUGGCGAAUUCUAUGCUGCCACAGAGGGCACCUUUGGCACAUGGAAUCUCAGCCGAAACGAUUUUGCCAAAGGUGCCAUCGGCCGGAACGGCUGGAUUUACAAUGCCGUCAUGGGGAUGAACCUUGCCAUUGUCGAAGUAGAUCACGAACAAGGCGCCCCAUGGCGAGACCCGAAGACAGGCUUCUGUCGUUCCGCUGGCACGAAUGAACCGGGCGAGCUGCUCUGCCGUGUUUCCCCGACGGACAUGUCACGUCGCUUCCAAGGCUAUUAUGGUAACCCAGAGGCAACGCAGAAGAAGGUGUUACGCAGUGUAUUCCGAAAGGACGACGCCUGGUUCCGCACCGGUGACAUUCUCAAAUGGGAUGGCGAGGGUCGCCUCUUCUUCAGUGACCGCAUAGGAGACACCUUCCGCUGGAAGAGUGAGAACGUCUCGACGCAGGAGGUUAGUGAAGCCAUCGGCUCACACCCGGCUGUGCGCGAGGCCAAUGUCUACGGCGUUGAGCUACCACACCAUGAUGGUCGGGCGGGAUGUGCGGCACUGGUGCUCGAUGAGGGCCGAGGAAUCGAGGCGAAGCCAGAAGACGCCCUCCUCAAGAGCUUGGCAGAACAUGUUAAGAAGGCGCUGCCGAAGUACGCGUUGCCGCUCUUCCUGAGAGUCAUGCCUGACAUGGGAAUGCAGAUGACAGGGACGAACAAGCAGCAGAAGACGGGAUUGAGGGGUGAGGGUGUCAAGCCGGGGGCUAGCGAUGAGAGCCUAAUGUACUGGCUGCAAGGGGAUACCUACGUGCCCUUUACAGCACACGAUUGGCAGCAAUUGGAUGGUGGAAGGGUGAAACUUUGA